Messenger RNA from Thunnus maccoyii (southern bluefin tuna), 1685 nucleotides. RefSeq names its product CD209 antigen-like protein C. The transcript is spliced from 6 exons. Bases 223 to 963 code for a protein of 246 amino acids. The record is from RefSeq and is a predicted model, not a curated record. NCBI's taxonomy places the organism in Eukaryota, Metazoa, Chordata, Actinopteri, Scombriformes, Scombridae.
UCAAAACUAUUUUUGUCUUCUGUACUUCUUGUGACUCAACAAUCAGUAAAUCUAGAGCUUUUGACAGUUCCUGUUUUGAGUUAUUACCACAGAUUGUAUCUAUGUUCAGCAUAUUUGUGUGAGAAACUGAACCCAACAAGAGUUUCAUCAUAUGCUAUACAUGCGUUGUAGCUUGUGCUUCAGAGCUGACCCUUUAGAAAAUACUUGGCAUCCUUAAGAGCGAUGGAGGCAAAUUAUGCAAAUGUUGACUCAAGAACUUCAACAAAACAGACAGGUCUGGGGAGCUCACAGAGGAGAUUUCAUGGAGCUCUUCUUGUCUUUCUGGGGCUGCUGAGUGUUUUCCUGCUGGCUGGACUCAUCGGCCUCGGUGUCCACUACCACAGUGUGCGCAGUUCAGCUGAAGAUAUCUCCGUUAUCAUAGACAACCUGACUGAGCGUCUCCAGGACAGUAAUAACAAGCUUUCUUCCAUGUCUGAAGAGAGAGACCUGCUGCUUGCCAACCUCACUGAAAUAACUAAAGAGAUGGAAAAGCUUCAGAGUUUGUCUGCACAGAACAGAAUUUGUCCUGCAGGAUGGAGGAUGUUCAGAUCUUCCUGUUAUCUCCUCUCCAGUGAGUCUGGUUCCUGGUCAAGAGGCAGACAGGACUGCAGAGAGAAAGGAGCAGAUCUGGUGGUUAUAGACAGCACUGGAGAACAGACAUUCUUGUCUACCUUCACUGAGGUAGAAACUUGGAUUGGUUUGACUGACAGAGACGAAGAGGGAACCUGGAAAUGGAUUGAUGGAACACCACUGACUUUAAGGUACUGGACGACAAAUCAGCCUGAUAAUGGAGGUGGAGAUCCGCAGUGGGGUGAAGAGGACUGUGCACAUAUCAGGGCUGAGGGGAAAACUGGAGACAACUGGAAUGAUCGGUCAUGUAAUACUUCUCUGCGGUGGAUCUGUGAGAAAAAUGCUGGUGUAUAAUAUGUAAAAAUGCUUUUUCAAAGCAAACUAUGAUUUUGCAAAAGGCAAAUCAGUUUGUAUGUGUGUGAAUUUAAAACUUUUCUCUGCUGUGCUGAUGACCUUUUGCUUCUGCUCUGCCUUUUUAAAGAGAUUUCUAUAAAUUAGAUGUUUACGGCUUUUGCCAGAAGAGCUUCAUUAACCAAUUUCCAAUGUUUCAAACAACUAAAAGAAGCAGACAGAUAAAACAAAUCAAACCUCUGCAAAAUGCAACAGAUUCAUAAAAACCUUUAUUUUGAUUAAUGUCUUAGCUAAAGAUUUCAUGAUAGUUGAAAGUUGCAAAAAGCCUGAUUGAGACCAUUUCUUAUGACAUCCCUCAUAUCAUAAUUAAACAAUGUAAUAUAGAUUUUGUGUAAUUAUGUCUUAUUAUAAUCAUCAAAUGACGCUUUCCUGAAAAUAAUUUUUAAAUGAAGUCUGUUCAGCAGCUGAUAGAUCUCUUUAGCAGAGGCCAUCAGUGUUUGUGAAUUUUACUUGAUAAUUAGUGGUUUCACUCAGGAAACACUUGCUGUUGUGAGAGAAUUAUCAAAUUAUUUUAGAUGAAAUGUAAACCAAAACUAUUCAACAGAUGAGUCAAUAUAAAGUCAGUCAAUUACAACAUAUGAGCACUGUACUGGAGUCAGACGUUUGUCAUGACGUCCUUUGUAAUGCUGGUAGCUGAUACUGGUUGUGGCUUUUUAUGUAAUUAU